UUAUUUACUGACAGCUGGCAAAGUCUUUCAUGAUUUUUCUUUUGGCAAUCCCCUCUUAACCAUACACUGGUGUCCAGUGAGAUGUCCUUAUAUUUCCUUCACUUGUGGUGGACGUGAUCUUGGUCGGCUGUUGGAGAUUGCAGUGGGUUGGGUCUGUUGUCCACCUGACGCACAGCUCCAGUUUAUAUUGAGGUUAGGACACAAACCUCGGUUAAUUCCUUUCAGUUCCGGCUGCAGGCAGUUGCUGCUCACAUGGGGUGCGUUGUUUACCACACUAUUUAUGUAAUUUCUGUUCUGGAGGAUUUGGUUGCAGAUUUGAACGUUCUCAUUUAAAUCUCGCGACCUUGUCUUAAAUUUUUUUUUAAUUUAACGGCUGGAGUGAUUUUGGGGGAACCCAAAGGAAUUGGAACCGUCUCAGAAACAAUGUGGGCGAAGUUCGCGCUGCUGUUCUGCCAGCACUUUAUUCUUUCGCUGUCGACUGAUAGCCUGACUACGAGCGGAACAACAAGCGGAACAACACAAACUGGUUCUGCAACAAACGCAACUACAUUUCUAUCAGAAAUCUCACUUACCGCUUCUAUCUCCCCCACGCCUCUUACCACAACCCUGCAAAACGUAACAGCAACCAGUUCAAAAACAGAUGUAGAAACAUACUCUUCACUUUCUUUCAUCAGUACAGCUGUACCCACAGACACAAGCCAGCUGACCAGCACUGUGUUACCCACUGCAUCACGGAACUCCACUGCUGAAAGCAGUACACCUCUUAACACGACAACAGUGUUAUCCACGUCAACUCCCAACAUCACUUCCAAUAGUUUAGCCACGGUGACGAGUUAUUCACCUAACAUAACAAAUGUCUCAUCUCAAAGUGAUAAUGCAACUAAUACAACCUACAGUCCGCUGACAAGUAACACGACCCACACAACUUCACUUCAUACUAUUGCCACCAAUAGUUCUUUCACAAGUAGGGAACCAACAUCCCCUCCAAAUAGCACCGGGCACAGAGAGGUCACCACAGUAAAAGCCUCUACUGUCACCUUCACAACAGCUGCUCCCAGCACCGCUCUAUCAUCUUCGAGCGCAACCUCCCUAGCAAGCACCAGCCUCUCAACCAACAGUACGGGAAAACAGGAUAGAAUUGCAGUUCCAAGCGAUGCAGGAACAGCUGUAACUGUUAUAGUGUCUUUGGUACUCAUUGCCAUAGCGGUAUUGGGCUUGGUGAUAUAUUUAAAGAAAAGGAGAGUGUUCUAUAGCCGCUUACAGGAAGACAAUACAGCUGGAUCUUGGAGCAAUUACAACAACCCUGCAUUUGAAGAUUUAUGACAAAAAUUCUUUAAAUUGUAACUUUUAUUUACAAAUAGGCAUUAAGCCACAAAUGUACAUAGCAGGUAUUUUCUUGAAACUGCAUAAAGCUCUGAAUGUGUAUCCUUUUGUUUGAAGCUGGAAAACAGGUGUAAUUAGUCUGAGGUGCUAGCAAAAAUGGGCAGAUCCGAUUCAGCCCAUUUUACAACCCACUUGAUUUUUUUUUCCAUUGGCUUCAAUUUUAUGUUUUGUGUUACUGCCCAAGACCAAUUUUACUCCCAACUGGUACUUUAUACCUAUAAUUAUUUUUUUAAUUCUCAGAAUCUAUUUGAGGGUUUUUCACAAUGUUUAAGUUAACAACGUCAAAAGUACUUAACCAAGCUGACAAAUUAUAGUGGCAGAUCCUGGUAUAUAGCCACUGCAACCUGAGCUGAUACUUUAGGUAUCAAUCAAGCAGGCUUGUUUUUGCAAAUCUAGGCUACAUUUUGUCCAAAUCUGCUUAAGCAGGAACAUGCUUAGUUGCAUAGUUGAAAUGCUUUUUAAUUUUCUGCUGAUCUAGAUAAUGUUAUCCUGUCAAGCUUUGCUAUAAUAACUAGUCAAUGUGGUCAUUGUUACACAUACACUGCAAAUUUGACUGAAUAUAGGCUAGCAUGUCGAAAGUCCGUUACUUUUCCUAAGGGGAGUGUGAAUCCUUUGUGUUUCAGUGAUCUAUUGAUGUUAUCAAAGAUACAACUGAAAAGAUAAACACAUUGUGGGCAGUAUAGGGUAGGUCAACCUUGGAUGCACAGUAUUUAUCCUAAAGUUUCUUUAAAUAAAGGGUCUUUGAUUUCAGGCAGACUUGAUUCAUGACUGACACAUGAUUAUAACAUAAGUCAAGUUUCUAUAGAUCUGAGGACUUUAGAGUUGACCUAGAAUAGUUCAAGUGGAUUUCAAACUACUGUAAAAGACUGCCUUUUAUUAAGGACUUCAGCUUCAUUCUGUGAAAAUACCUCAACCAAAAAAAGAUUAUUAAGCUAUAAAGACUGUCAGGAAUCAAGAUGUAGACAUUUUAAUUAUAUAUUUAUGCAGGAAAGGGAAGCAUGGUCAUGCUCCUUCUCAAAGAUGUGCUGGAUAAUUAUAACCUAUUCUAAUUUCUUUAGAUUGCUUUUCUAAUAUGCAGAGGGAACAGAUGAGGUGUUUGUAGUGUGCAAAGUAAUAAAUGUCACAUAUUUAUGAUGUGGUGACUGGGCUCACUGCUUAGCUUGAAAUUUUAAGGAUUCUCAACACCAGGCAUAAAAUUGAAUGUAGUAUAAAAUAAUAUAUACAGUAAAUAGUGUUUUGAGGCUUUUAUCCAAUAAACGUAAUAAUUUUUGUAUGUUAUCAAUGAUUUACAUGUGAUUAUAUUAUCAAUUAUCCUGAAUGUUACUGCAAGUAUCGUGAAUACAGUGAGGAAUGUUGGGCUCCAUUUUGCUAUAGUAAAAUAGAGCGAAUGCACUUUGGAGUGAUAGUGUUGGAACAGUGCUGGCACAGGAUCAAAUGUUUUUGCCCUAUACUUGCCAGCAAAGAGUGGAAGAAGAGCUGUGCUCCUUUGUGCUCGGGCAUCCAAAAAUUGUACAAUAUCUUAGCUGAGGCUUGAUUCUUACCAUCAACUGGCGAGACAAGAGUUAGGUGGAAAGAUCUAUUUAUCCUUCUAUAUUUUAUGAAAAGAUAGGAACAGAAUGGAUAUUGAUACCCACUGUAAACAUAAACAAUUUUCCCAUUGCUUGUACAUUAUCAUUUACGUACAACUUUUCUGGCAAUUUACAGGGGAUCAACUUCUGUAAUUUUCCAACAAAAUCAUAGUUUUCAAUAAUGAAUUACCAAUACAACAUGAUUGUUUGUAAGUAAAAUGAUGAAUCUUAAAAUUAUAAAGGGAAUGACUGAACAAUAUGUUCAUAUUAUUCAACAUGAAAAUAUGAACCUUAAUAUAUUUAAAAUAUUGUUGUUACUUAGAAGUGUUUAAUGUAAUUUUUCAAUAAGACACUAAAAAUUAAAAUUUUCCCUUCUCUUCUA
This is a messenger RNA of Carcharodon carcharias (great white shark), 3333 nucleotides long. Its product is annotated as cell wall integrity and stress response component 4-like. Lineage: Eukaryota; Metazoa; Chordata; Chondrichthyes; Lamniformes; Lamnidae. Bases 424 to 1323 code for a protein of 299 amino acids. The transcript has 4 exons. Gene Ontology annotation, cellular component: plasma membrane; Golgi apparatus; late endosome. The record is from RefSeq and is a predicted model, not a curated record.